This is a messenger RNA of Lingula anatina, 1145 nucleotides long. RefSeq lists its product as uncharacterized. Lineage: Eukaryota; Metazoa; Brachiopoda; Lingulata; Lingulida; Lingulidae. The record is from RefSeq and is a predicted model, not a curated record. Gene Ontology annotation, molecular function: zinc ion binding; nucleic acid binding.
AUGCAGCUACAGGGUACCAUUACCAAGACAUUACCCAGCACUAGGACAGUUCAUUCUCAGACACCAACUGACCAAGAAGUAACAGUCAGAAACAUAUCGCCUAAAGAUGAUUUGAGAAGAAGACUAAUUGAGGAAUUAGAUCCAGAUGACUCCGUCAGUCAAGCCGGCUCAAACGUAUCUUUUAAGGAGCGACAGUUAGAAGAAGAAGCUAGACAGGUUGCUUUGAAGGAAAGGCUGAAGUACCUUACAGCGCAGCAAGAAAUAGAAGAGCAACAGAUACGUUUAGAGCAGAGAAGAAAGCGGCUCUUGUUAGAAUCAGAACUGAAUGAAAGCAAGAAAAGGGAAGAAAUCUUUAGGAAAGCAAUGGGAGGUGAAGAUACUACUAAGAAGGAGUCAGACAGCAGCUAUAGCCAUGAUGUUGUGAGGGCCUUAGAGAAGUUGAGCCUGAGUAGAUUACCGAUUCCAGAGCCACCUGUAUUUGAGGGAAAUUAUCUAACAUAUGUAACAUGGCGACUAGCAUUCAAGACUCUAAUAGAAAGCAGAAAUAUCCCACCCAGUGAGAGGCUGUACUACCUAAAGAGGUACCUCAGAGGAGAAGCUAAAGAGACAGUGGAUCAUUUGUUUUACUUAGAUUCAGAAGAGGCUUACAUUGAAGCCCUUGAGAUACUUGAAGAUAGAUAUGGUGAUAAAUUUUUGAUAGCAGAGGCUUUCAGAGACAAAUUAGAAAAGUGGCCCAAGAUUAACAGUAGAGACAGUAAGGGACUUAGAAAACUAUCAGAUUUUCUCAGGCAGUGUUUAGCAGCAACAGAUCAUGUAGGAGAGUUGAAGAUCCUGGACGACUGUCGGGAAAAUAGGAAGUUACUUCAGAAACUACCUGAAUGGAUCACACGAAGAUGGGCCUGAAUUGUCGAAGAAUCACAAGGUUUCCCAGGCUUCAAGAGGUUUGUAGAGUUUGUAAAAAAGGAAUCCGACAUUGUAAACAACUCUGUUAUGAGACCAGCUAAAACUGCAUUUAGCAAGAAAACCCCCACUUCCACCAGCCUUAUGACGAAGACGAGCGAUCAAGCUAUACCAACGCCUCCUGUCACGAAAAAUGCCUGUACAUUCUGUGAGAAAAUAGGACACGACAUCAGAGAAUGCCGAAA